Molecule: messenger RNA, 1188 nt
Organism: Aspergillus alliaceus
Lineage: Eukaryota; Fungi; Ascomycota; Eurotiomycetes; Eurotiales; Aspergillaceae
Product: alcohol dehydrogenase
Exons: 4
Coding region: 313-1188 (291 amino acids)
Molecular function (GO): oxidoreductase activity
Source: RefSeq, a predicted model, not a curated record
AAAUGAGAAACUCAGUAGGUAAUCCAUUGACUUAUCUUACAAGAGCAGAUCAGCAGGAGAAUUUUUUCAGCAUGAUCUUCCGCUUGGUAAUUAUAGGUAGAGUCCAUGGUUAUCCGUAUCGGAUUUCCGGUACUCAUCCGCAUCGGCUCCUAGUCGACGAUCACAUCAAUAUAAAUAGAUGUCAUCUCGGGCAGUCAUUCGGUAUUGUACUCAAGUAUUCAAUUGUUGACUGCGUUCUGGAGACAGAGCAUCUCAUCUUGGAAUUAUCCAUCUCGACAACAGCACAAGCUCUAUCUCCAUACUCACAUCCACAUGUCUCGCGCCAUGAAAGCUUUACUCCUUACAAAAGAACCGGAAGCCUCUGCACCCACUCUUUCCUUAACCAAUCUCCCCAUUCCUCUUGCAACACCUGGCUAUGGCCUCAUCAAAGUCCACUUCUCCGUCAUUCAGCCAUCGGAUAAGUACAACAGCAUCGGCGGGUUCCCCAAAACUACCUUCCCUCGUAUCCCAGGCCGCGACUAUUCCGGCACCGUGAUCGACAUAGCACAAGGACCCAGCAACGCACAGCUGGAUCAACAAAACAGUCACGAUGGGUCGCACGCCCAAUACUGUUUGAUACCGGAGGCUAUGCUGGCUGAAAAGCCCAAGACGCUCUCUCUCCUCCAAGCAGCUACCAUCGGCGUUCCCUUCACUACCGCCAUACGAUACCUAAGACGGGCAAGGAUAAGGACCGACGAUGUAGUCCUCGUCUUAGGAGCUACCGGCGCAGUCGCAUCUGCCGCCGUCCAGGUCGCAAAAGCAAUGGGCUGUCAGCAUGUGUUGACUGCGUCUCGCGAGGAAAGCGACAAACCGGAUAUAUGGAUAGGAGGAGACGUCAUGGCAGAGGUUCAGAAGCAAGGCCCAUUUCUCACGGAGGGGAAGGUCGGAAGGGGAGGUCGGUAUGCGUGGAUCGCCUCGCCGCGAGGUGGUUCAUCUACACGACUCGAUCUGAAUAUAUUUCGGGCUUACCGUAAGGAGAUUGGGCUUGAUACUGCUGAAGAGAUGCAGACUUUGACUCGGUGGUUCGAUAGCGGGGUUAUCAGUCCUGGGGAUGAGUCGAUCUUUGACAUAGUGGGCUUGGAUGAUGCGGUUGAAAGAGGAUAUAAAGCGGAGCUAGGAGCAAAGCAGGUGGUGAUCGCAAUGGAUUAG